Messenger RNA from Danio rerio (zebrafish), 2493 nucleotides. NCBI's taxonomy places the organism in Eukaryota, Metazoa, Chordata, Actinopteri, Cypriniformes, Danionidae. The record is from RefSeq and is a predicted model, not a curated record.
GUGGUAUUCAUAAUAAAAGCUGUACCAAAGACUUGUUGGCGGAAUGAAGGCAAGCAGUUCUGUGUACAGUAUGAAGGCGUGGGUGGGGCCCUCAGCGCAUCUGAACACGCCCAGGUAUAUAAAGUCCUGCAGGAGGGUGAAGGGGUCAGACCCGCACCGGCACAUCUGCUGUACCUGUGCCGCUAUGAAGACUCUCCGUACACUGGAUACACCUUGAAGGUGCACUGCAUUCACGAGCACAGCUGGACAUCAAACCUGUUACAGACUGACUCUGAAAGACUCUCUAUUCAAACUGAAGAUCCAGCUUCUCGUUUUACAACACAUUACCAUCAUGAGCAGAAAAACACGACGCUGGAUGUUUCACAUUUUUCUUUGUCUCGGAAUAAUCUACUUGAAAAUGGGGGGUUUCUCCACCGUGUUGGCGCUGGGAGCGAGCAUCAUAUGCAACAAGAUCCCCGGACUGGCGCCCAGGCAGCGGAUCAUCUGCCAGAGCCGGCCGGACGCGAUCAUCGUGAUCGGAGAGGGCGCACAGAUGGGCAUCAACGAGUGCCAAUUUCAGUUCAAGCACGGCCGCUGGAACUGCUCCGCGCUCGGAGAGAGGACCGUCUUCGGAAAAGAGUUGAAAGUGGGCAGUAAAGAGGCUGCUUUCAUGUACGCCAUCAUCGCAGCAGGAGUGGCUCACGCCAUCACAUCGGCCUGUACGCGGGGAAACCUCAGCGAAUGCAGCUGCGACAAAGACAAACAGGGCUUCUAUGCUCAUGACAAUGGCUGGAAAUGGGGAGGCUGUUCGGCAGACGUCCGAUACGGCCUGGGCUUCUCCAAAGUUUUUAUGGAUGCUAAAGAGAUAAAACACAGUGCCAGGACUCUUAUGAACCUGCAUAACAAUGAAGUAGGACGGAAGGUUCUGGAGAGGAACAUGCGUCUGGAGUGUAAAUGUCAUGGCGUGUCUGGCUCCUGUGCCACCAGAACCUGCUGGACGACCCUGCCCAAGUUUCGAGAGCUGGGAUACAUCCUCAAAGACAAAUACACCAGCGCUAUCCAUGUGGAGCCGGUGAAAGCCACACGCCACAAACGACCAACCUUUCUCAAGAUCAAAAAACCAUACUCAUACCGCAAGCCCAUGGACACAGACCUGGUGUACAUCGAAAAAUCCCCCAACUACUGCGAAGCGGACCUGCGCUCCGGCAGCAUCGGGACUCAGGGGCGUGUUUGCAAUAAGACUCUGAUGCACCAUCCCAACGGCUGUGACCUGAUGUGUUGUGGCCGAGGGUACAACACGCACCAGUAUUCACGUGUGUGGCAAUGCAACUGCAAGUUCUUCUGGUGCUGUUACGUCAAAUGCAACACGUGCAGCGAGAGGACAGAGGUGUACACCUGUAAAUGAGCAACCACUUGUUGGACCUCGUUUAAGCAAAGAUCACCUUUAAAAAGACGGCCCAGUCUGGUGGCAUUUGAUUUUUUGCACAAGACCUAACUCUAGACGUGCUCUCUUCACUUUAAUGGACGAGCAUCAAAGCUUUACUCUGUAGAAAGAGUUGCUCAUGACGAGGAAGAUGUACUUCAGAAAUGCUGAAUCCAGUCUGGUGUCUGCAGGAUCCUGAACCUGUCUGGAUUAUCUGCUCUACUCUACUGAUAACAACUACCUGCACCUUGAUUUACCAGUGGACUCUUGAGGCCUCAUUGUGAUGAAAAUUAGGGACUCAAUAGAGAUUUUAACAAUUAAUCCAGGGGUGUCCAAUCUCGGUCCUGGAGAGCCGGUGUCCUGGAGAGUUUAGCUCCAACCCUAAUCAAACACACCUGAAGCAGCUAAUCAAGCUGUAGACAUACAAGAAACUACCUGGCGGGUGUGUUGAAGCAAGUUGGAACCAAACUCUGCAGGACACCCCGGAAUCAAUCCAACAGAGCACAACAGCCUGGUUUCCGAAGUAAGUCAGAGAUUGUCAUAUUUGUUUUUUUGUAUACUUUAGAGAUUGGCAGUAUGUAAAAGGUAUAGAUAAAAGCACACACAACUAAAUUAUGUUUUAUUAACAAAGUAGAGGAGCAUGUUCAGAUAAUUAAACUGACCAAACUCAAGACGAGCACAACUUAUAAUCAACCAACUUACAGUUGUAUAUGUAGAGCUGACCUACCUCAGUUUCCUGACAGACAAUAUUCCGAGCUCCAAUCCUAAUCAAACACACCUGAACCAGCUAAUCAAGCUCUUACUAGGUAUACUAGAAGAUCUCCAGGCAGGUGUGUUGAAGUAAGUUGGAGCUAAAGUCAGCAGGACACCGGCCCUCCAGGAACGACUUUGUAAACUCCAGGGCUAGAGCAUUCUGUAGGCUUGUUUCAGUGUUUCGUAGGUUGAAGGUUGCUAGGCGACCAACAACCGUUUUCCCAGAGGAUGACAAGCUGACAAAACUGCUGUCACUCAAGCACUGCAGUGUUUGUGUGUUCUGUGUUUAUUCACCUUAUUCUCAGCUGUCGAGCGGGCGCUGCCAUUUGAAUCUUUUU